Molecule: messenger RNA, 1390 nt
Organism: Cicer arietinum (chickpea)
Lineage: Eukaryota; Viridiplantae; Streptophyta; Magnoliopsida; Fabales; Fabaceae
Molecular function (GO): RNA binding
Source: RefSeq, a predicted model, not a curated record
GACCAAUCACAGCCCCACACUUCACCCUCUAUAUAAAAACCAUCGCCACCUUCUAUUCUCGUUUCUGUUGUUAACUCUUUGCGCUUGCGUUGAUUCUCCAUAUUAGAGAACACCGAUUUCUCUCAUUUUCUGCUAUAAUGUCGUAUUCUCGGAGAUCAAGGUAUUCUCCCUCUCCUUCCCUCUCUCCAUACAGGCGAUACAGUAGGUCUGUGUCCAGGUCUCUUUCAAGGUCGAGAUCCAGAAGCCGAUCAAGGAGCGCAUCACGAGAUGCAGAAAAUCCGGGAAACAAUUUGUAUGUGACAGGAUUGUCUCCUAGGAUCACCAAGAGAGAACUGGAGAAGCAUUUUGCUGCUGAAGGAAAAGUGAUAGAUGUCCAUCUGGUUGUUGAUCCAUGGACAAGGGCAUCCCGUGGUUUUGGAUUUGUGACAAUGGAGACUUUAGAAGAAGCUGAUCGAUGUGUUAAGUAUCUGGAUCGCUCUGUACUUGAAGGCCGUGUUAUCAUGGUGGAGAAGGCUAGAAGACGACGCGGUCGAACCCCAACACCUGGGAAAUAUCUAGGUCUCAGGACUAUUCGCUCAUCUCGUCGCUCUCCAAGCUACUCUCCUCGUCGCUCUCCUAGCUAUUCUUCUUAUAGAAGAAGCUACAGUCGUUCACCUUACUGUUCAGAUCGUAGUAGGAGUCGGUCUUUCUCGCCUGACUACAGACGAAGGAGGUCCUACUCUCCUGACUACAGGCGAAGGAGGGCAUACUCACCAUACUACAGCCGACGCAGGUCUCACUAUCAUUAUGACCGGCACAGAUCAUAUUCUCGUUCUCGCUCUCCGUACAGCAGGUCUCCUGUCAGUGUGCGUGACAGAUCAUACUCUCCCUAUGAUUCUAGAUAUCACUCACCUGAUGAUAGCUACUACAGAAGGUACCGUAACAGGUCGGUUUCUCGAAGUGUGUCACCCAGGCCAAGGAGGUCAAGGAGGAGCUACUCACGGAGCGUCUCUCCCAUUCGAAGGAGCUACUCACGGAGCGUCUCUCCCAUUCGAAGGAGUUACUCACGAAGUGUCUCCCCCAGGCCAAGGAGAAGAUCAGGAAGGAGUCAUUCAAGAAGCUCUAGGAGUGGUUAUUCGAAACCGAAGCAUUCUCGAUCAAGAACCACAAGUGUGAGUGCGAGUUCAAGAUCGUUUUCAAGGUCCAACACUCCAGGAUCUACCUCUCCUUCAAAUUGAACAACAUUCUGUCCUAGAUUGAUUGGCUUUUAACACCUUAGUCAUAUUGGCUUUGAAGCAUGUACAAUGUAGGUGGAGUUCUUUAGUUGUGUUGAGACUCUAAAAUGCUAUGUUAUAUAACAUGGGUACUGGAAAUACUUUUCCAUGUGUCUUUCAUUUAUGGUUUUCCCUUA